AAUUGUGUUGAUGUAAUUGAUGAAGACUCAGAGUCACUCGUAAUGGAAAUGAAAAUCAUACACUCGGCCAAGGCCCUUUCUCCUCUUCCCUCUUGGUAUCUCCUCAUUCGGAUUCUCUCUCUCGCACUCGUGUAAAUUUCACUCUGCGCUCGCGCUUCCGUUUCCUUUUCUGUCAUGUACGUUCUGCUGGUCUGGUCAAAGUGUUUAUGUAUAAUGGAGUGGACGGAGUUGGAUGAACGUGUGAGGAUUCAGGGAGUUUGAGAUAAUGGGAAUAAUCGUGGAAUUGUGGAGAUCGUGGGGCUUUUCGUUGUAGAUGUGAGGAUGGGAGUGGAUGAUUUCCAGGGGGUGAGGAAGAUGGACUCGGGGCGAGGAGUCUUGGUGGUUUAGGGUGCCAAGGGCUUCUUGGGUAUUUUCGUGGUGAGGGGGGAGGAGGAGGGUUACGAGUGACUCUGAGGAAAGGGACAGUGAUUAUUGUGAUAUUUAUGAGUUUAUUUAUUUCUGGAUUGUACAGUGAUAAUAGAGGGACGACGAAGAACGACACCAGGAGCAACAACGGGUUAACAUAAGAGCUGACACGUUAAUCGUGAAGAUGUUCACGGGCACAGUAAAAGUGAGGAUAUGCGAGGCAGCGGGUCUCAGGACGACCGACAAGCACCGAACAUUUUGGCAGGGUGCAUCACCGAUAAUCGACCCCUAUGUACUCCUCGAUGUCGACCAAAAUCGCCUCAAUCGCACAUCAAUAAAACCGAAAACCUUCGAUCCCGUUUGGAACGAAUCUUUCACUCACGAUGUUCAGGCUGCUGUUAUGCUUGGACUGACUGUAUUCCACGAUGCUGCACUACCACCCGAUGACUUUGUUGCUAAUUGUAGAAUUCCAUUUGAGGAGCUUGUGAGACGUGAAGAUGAAACCACUGACUUUUGGGUCGACCUCGAGCCACACGGGAAACUGAGGGUCCAGAUAGACCUGAAAUGGAGCAACCAAGAUCAACAAGCUGGCUGCAGUGCAGAUGCAGUUGGCGAGAGUGUUGGAUCAGGUGGUGGGAAGGACAGUGGUGCUGUAACCGGGAGCAUGGAACCACGUGGAUUCACCGAGCGUGGACAAGGAUUUAAUCGACGUAGGGGUGCAAUGCGUAGGAGGAUUCAUCAGGUCAAUGGGCACAAAUUUAUGGCCACUUUCCUCACGCAACCGACAUUCUGCUCGCACUGCCGUGAAUUUAUUUGGGGCGUCGGAAAGCAAGGCUAUCAGUGUCAAGUUUGCACGUGCGUUGUUCACAAGAGGUGUCACAGACUAGUGGUAACAAAAUGCCCGGGUAUGAGGGAAGAGGAGAAGAAAACUAUGUUGCAGUCCAAUGAGGGAACACAGGGACAAAGAUUCAGUGUUAAUGUACCACAUCGGUUUGAAGUCCACUCAUUCAAGCGGUUCACGUUCUGCGAUCACUGUGGAUCGAUGUUGUAUGGAUUAAUUCGACAGGGACUCCAGUGUAAAGUUUGUGAUUUAAACGUCCACAAAAAAUGUCAAAAGAACGUAGCCAACAACUGUGGCAUCGAUACGAAAGCAAUGGCGGAGAUCCUGAGUACAUUGAACAUCUCCCCAGAUCAACAGCCCAAAGCCCCAAGAAUCAAUUACAAACCUAGCUCAUCGAGUAGUUCUUCGCACACCUCAGCUCCUGACAAGGAAACUACACAAUCAGAGAACACAGACAACAGUGAACAAUUCGACGAUGCAGCAUCGUUGAUCGAUCUGACACCACGAGAAGACGAGAACGAGACGAGGAAAUUUGCCCUCGAAGAUUUUAGUUUCAUCAAGGUGCUGGGUAAGGGCAGUUUCGGAAAAGUUAUGCUCGCUGAAUGCAAGGGAAUUACGGACGAGAUUUUCGCUAUAAAAAUCCUGAAGAAGGAUGUUAUCAUUCAGGACGACGAUGUCGACUGCACAAUGACGGAAAAAAGGAUUCUAGCACUUGCUGCCAGGCAUCCAUUCCUCACUGCACUUCACAGUUGCUUCCAGACCCCCGAAAGAUUAUUUUUCGUUAUGGAAUAUGUUAAUGGAGGUGAUCUCAUGUUUCAAAUCCAAAAAGCGCGUAAAUUCGACGAAGUUCGAGCCAGAUUUUACGCAGCUGAAGUGACACUCGCCCUUCAAUUCCUCCACCAGCACGGAGUCAUCUACCGUGACUUGAAGUUGGACAAUAUAUUACUGGAUCGUGAGGGUCACUGCAAGCUCGCUGACUUUGGAAUGUGCAAGGAGGGCAUCAUUGACGGACAGACAACGGCCACAUUCUGUGGUACGCCUGACUAUAUUGCUCCCGAGAUCCUCCAGGAGUUGGACUACGGGGCCUCGGUCGAUUGGUGGGCCUUGGGGGUCCUCAUGUACGAGAUGAUGGCUGGACAGCCGCCCUUCGAGGCCGAUAACGAGGACGAUCUUUUCGAGUCCAUACUCCACGACGAUGUUCUGUAUCCAGUCUGGCUCACCAAGGAGGCUGUCUCGAUCCUCAAGGGAUUUUUGACGAAAAAUCCAGCGAGACGUCUCGGGUGUGUCGUUGCCAAUGGCGGAGAGAAGGCUAUUAAAUCACAUCCUUUCUUCCAACACAUAGACUGGAGAGCACUUGAAGCGAAAAGGGUCAAACCCCCUUUCAAACCCAAAAUAAACAAUGAGAAAGACGCGACGAACUUUGACGCUGAAUUCACGAAAGAAGAGCCAGUCCUCACGCCAGUCCACCAGUCUGUCCUGAACGCAGUGAAUCAAGACGAAUUCAAGGGCUUUUCGUUCGUCAAUAAGGACUUCAAUCCAACUCGCCUCGUCACUCCCUAAUGAGCAAUAUCAUCCCCCUCCGAUGAUAAAUCGAACGCCGAAAAAUCACAAUCGACUGGCACAUACAUUCGUGCGUUAUGUCGACGUCUGUCACGUCGAUUAUUACCCCCAGGGAGCACAAACGUAAUGGACAAUGCACAGGUAAAACCUAGAACGUAAUCAAGGUCUUAUCUCCAGUUGUUUAGCAAUUUUUUUUUUCUCAAUUCAUUGACUAUUUCAUUUUUGUAAAUGACGAACUCAAUUAAUGAAUCAAUUCACCAAUUAAUUAAUCCGUUUAUUGACGAAGUAGUCGAUGAAUUGAUCAGUCGAGUGAUAAAAUUGAUGAAUCAAUUAAUUAAUUAAUUGAUUUAUCAAUCAACUGAUUCCGAAAAAAUGAGAAAAUUCACAUUUCUUCCAGAGUUUUGUGGAAAAGUCAUAAUUUUUACUCAAAAAAUGACCACUAAUUAUUUAAUUAGACAUGAUACUGUCCACAAUACCAUGAAAUUUUGAUAGGAAUGUGAGAAAAAAACAGAAGUGACCAACAUUUUACUAAAAAAAUCAUUGAAACUUCGAUGAGAUUGAGAUUAUAACGAUUAUUUUACCAAAUAAUUGUGCGUAUCGGUUCAAUAAUAAUCGAGCCAUUGAUUGUUUAAACUAUCGAUCGAUGGAGAUGAAGGUACAAGCACUUGAAAUUGAUUUUUAAUGAAAAAAAUCCGAUCAUGAGAUUAUUAUACAGAGGAGAUUGAAAUAAGAAAAAUUUAUCGUAUGAUUUUGAGAUGAUUGAUAUCAGUUCCCUGGUGGUUCUGAUAAAUUAUAAAUAAUAUAAAUAUUUAAUAACUAUUUUAGAAUAAUGCCUAAUGUAGUCGAGCACAAGAGGAGCAUUCACUGAGUUUAAAUCAUUGAAUCUGAGUGAAAAAAAAAACAAAAAUUCAAAAUGAAUUUUAACAGAUUUUUUCAUUAAUUUUGAUUGAUUCUGUUGAUUCAUCAUUUACACCUAGAUACUCUUACGUGUUGUCUCUAUCUAGUUAGGUAUGUCAGUGGCUUGCGAAACAAUUGACUUAAGGAAUCUCGGUAUUAAUUAAUGCACAUCGUCCUUAGUAGAGCAGUAAUUAAUUAUUAAUUAACGAAACGUCAUUAUCUGAGGAAUUUUGAGAGGAGGAAAAAUAUUUAUUCGGGUCAUUGGAGAGGUGAAAGGCUGACAAAGGUCCUUCGUUAAUUACUGACGAGAUGAUUAAUUAAUUAGUGAAGAGGAUGACAUUUUAAUUGGUUAAAAUCUAAUUAAACAAUAAUCAUUCAUUCGUUAUUAAGAAGCCUGUUAAUUUCGUAAUCAUCUCAUUAAUGGAUGUCAAAAUUAUCAUGAAAAACACAAAAUAAAACAUUUUUCUUUUAUUUCCUCUUUUAAUUGCUUCACUAAUUAAUUAGUCAUUGAUAACCUAAUUAAUGAAGGGGAAAAUUGUCAGUCAUAUUUCACCAGUGAUUUUCGUACUUAAUUCAUCCGUCGUAAGAGGAUUAAACUUCAAAAAUUCAUUGGAGUCAAAAUUUUUGUUGCAAUUAUUAAUUUUAUUUUGUUUUCGUUAAUACCAAUCGUUGACAGUGUUGGGAAAUUCGAUGGGAAACCAGUGCUGACGAUUUUAAUGUUUUUUCCGAGAAUUGUCGAUUAAUUAGUUGAUAAUUAAUAUUAACAUUCAAUCGCGAAUUGAAUUACUGAUAAGAAAAGUAUUUUUAAAUUAUUAAUUAAUGAACAAGUGAUCAAUUCUUCAAUUGACAUGUCAUUCUAAUGCGAUAUAAGCCCCAAUUGCUGGAGAAUUGCCCAUGAAAAUUGGUAAAUUGAUUAAUUGACAAAUUGUUGUUGUGAUAUCGUUGUCGUAUUAAAUAUGAAAAAAUAUUUUUAUUUAAUUUUAGUUUUUAGUUUGUAAGCGAUAAGUCGAGGGAUUAUCUUGCUUCCUGGGCCGCGAGCCUGUGCGGGACUCGCGGAAUGUGGAAGUGACAAUUUUCGUAUUCGUACUUUAGUAAUUUAAUGAUAACGGUAAUUAUUAAUGAGGAAUUUAUUGUAGAGGUAGAUGAGGAACAAAUUUAAUAUAAAUUUGUACAAUCUCUCAUUGAUCGUCUUGGGUUUCCGUCGAUUUUUCACGCUCUCAACGAUUCUGGCAUUUUUUUAUGACCUAAAUUGAUUAUUAUGGGAAGUGGUAAUACGUCAUCAGUGAAAUAUUAUUUUGGUGAUCAUGGAUUUGAAAAUGAGGAGAGGAGGGGGAAAGGCUGGACGGUAUUUUUUGGGGGUUUUAUUUUAUUUGAGCAUCACGAAAUUAUCUCGAUACGUUUUACCACUUCACUCUUGAACUCCUCCGAUCUCCACUAAAAAAAUAAGCUAAAAAACCAUUAAAUGGAGGAAAUUGAUUAAAUAAAAUAAUCUUAAAGGGUGCAGAAUAUAAAAAUCGAUGCGAAACGGUUAGUCCGGCCUACGUUUAGCAAAAAAAACAAGAAUUAUUCGCAUAAUUUUGAUGAUAAAGAUUAAAAAAUUAUGAACUUUCACUGAUAAUUAACACGUAAGAAAGAGCAUAUAAAUAAAUUUCGAGUAAGAUUGAUUAUUAGGUAGGUUAAUAACAAAACCAAAGUCUUCGUUCUUGUGUUGAGCUUGUGAAUGUGUGCGCGCGGACGUCGGGAAUGUCCAGAAACAGUUUUUUUAAACUUUUAUCGACUCUCAAUAAUUUUUUUUAUUCUCGAAUUGAUCAGUCUCUGUGGUGAUUCACCAUGUUUCAUCAGUUGCUUGAUUAUCCCCUAAUGACAGAGAAGGUUGAAUAAUUGCCGUCCUGAUCACAUCGAUUGCGAGUGGAAAAUUACUGAUGAAAAAACGAUUGAAUUUUCAAUUUCGAUAUUUGUUUUCUUCCCCCAAUUUUAGGAGAUUACCACAGAGAUUGAUUAACAGUUUUUUGAUGAUUUUUAUACGUUUGUUUAACACUUUUUUACAUUUUUCCUCGGUUUUCGUCGAUAGGACUCCCAAGUUUCUCCUUUUUUCAUCAAUAUCUCCGGAACUAUUGGAUAUAGCAGAAAAUAUGACAAGAAGCUUUUUUCAGGAAAUUUUCUCCCAAGAAAUAAAGCUCUUCUUACAUUUUCUUCUAAACCCACAAAUUCCGGAGAUAUCCACCAUUUUAUCAAAUACAUUUUUGAAAAGAGACAAAAUAUCCUGUGUAUUACUUAGUAAUUAAAAGAUGAUGAUUAAACAAAUAAAAAAUAUAAAGUGAGAGCGUCGAAAGCAGAGCUUUCGGCGUAUAUAUGACGUACAGAGUCUAUGCAGUACACUAGAGAUCUAUAAACAAAGGAAAAAAAACUAAACAAAAAAAUAAACAAAACCUAAUGAAUUACCAGAGAAAAAAAAACUACCUGGCUCCUCAUUAAAUCGCGCUGUCCCGUUCGAUGUGAUUUUUUAUCGCUAAUUUAUAGUCUAAAUAACUAGCGUAAUACUACAAAAGAAAACAAAGAUAAAUGAAUACGUUGAAUGUUAAACUAAAAGAAUUUAAUUAAAUUGAGAAGAAAAAAAUUUUAAAAUGUGAAAAAAAAUUAACAAAAAAAAUAUAAUAACAUUAAUUGUCAGUAAGAUAUUAUUGUAAACGUCAAUAUGUCUAUAACGUGCUUGUGUUUAGUAUCUAGAUGAUGAAAAUUUAUUGAUUAAAUUAAUUGUUGAUAGCACCUGGGCUACGGUGCGGGCACAAGAUAUAUUUAAACGAUUAUUGAGUGAAAGAGCCCGUUUACGAAAAUUUCACAGAAUUUGAUGUUGAAAGUGUUAAAGUAAAAUGCGUUAUCCUCGUACCUAAAUGAUGUAUAUGCAGGCUCGAUAAUUGCUGAAGGCUGACGGGCACUUGCGAUGAUUUUUUUUAGAAUUUAAGGAGACACCGAGCACCGUUACGAUGUAUAGAACAAUUGCAAUUGAGUCUUGAGAUUUUUGAUUGAUUUUUUUAAAUCAUUGGAGGUGAUGAGCCAAUGAACCAAUGAUAAAUCACAAAAAAUAUUUCUGAAAUAAUAAUUACGUUAAUCAACAGUCUCAGUCACGUGCCACAAUGAUUUACGCUUCCCAAUGAUUUAAUAAUAUUUUUAAAUACCAAUUUAAUGAAUAAGUGGAUGAACAGAAAGAGAUAAAAACAAUAGAAGAAUAAACUUAAAAAAAUAUAUGAGUAUAAAAAAUAAACUCUGAGCGUUCUAGUUAGUAAGACAGUGCAAUGCCUAUUUAAGCAGAAGAAUCAAGAGAGUAAUCAAUCACUUCUUUAUUAAAAAAGCGAGUCAACUAAAUUAAUAAUUAUUUUUUCGUAAUCAAUUAAUUAAAAAACUGCUGAGCGGUUACCUCCUUAAUUAUUCAAAUUGAUAAUAUAUUUUUUAUUCAAUGGAUCUCGUUCAAUUUUUGAUUGACAAAAGGUACGAUUGCACUGAUCAGUCGAUUUUACCAAACCAAAGACGUACAAGUUCCCCAGUAAUUAAUUAAUGUGGCACUGUCCAGUGGAUGAGUAUUCAAUAAAUUAUUUCAAGUCACUUUCUAAGUUAACAGUUUAACCAACAAACGCACAUGCCUCGUUUAGCUUUACUAGAUAAUGAAUUAAUGAUUAAAUGAAAGAGAAAACAAUCUAAAAAUUGUCACAAAUUAAUGAAUAAUUAACCGUACUACCUUGAAUACAUGACAGAGCAGAUCACUUAUUAAAAAUGGAUCUGAAGAAUACAAAUUUAAUUAAUUAAUUGUAGUUAUUAUUUUACGUUUCUUAUUUGUGAUAAAACAAAUUAUUGAUCAACUGUUUCAUUUUCAUUUUUUUGUCAUUCUGCGCAUAUAUCGAAAAAUAAUGAAAUACAAUUCAGAAAAACACUUCUGUUCGGGAAAUCAAAUUCUGUAAGAAUUCUAUUUGUUAGAUUUUUAUUUUCAUCCACGGAAUAUCUCUGGCUGUUUAAUUACAUUCUCCUGUAAUUAACUUUGAGAGUCUAUUAUCAAUGGUUGUCAGUAAUGACUAAGUAACCGGUGCAUUAAUUAUCAGCAUUAAUACGUUUAAAACUCGAUACUUGUGUAAUUGAUUUUGUAAUUAUUGUAAUAUCAAUUGCCAAUUGUUUAUGGUUGUAUUUGUGUAGUUGAUAAAUUCAACUUAGUUUAGGUGUUUUUCAUUCGCUUGAGUGUUUAGGUGCCUAUCGAGAAUUGAGGGCAGAGGUGUGAGGGAAUCGAGGAGAUUGAAUUGGUUUUUUUGAAAAUAUGUUCGAAUGCUCUCAAGAGAAUAACCAUUUCCCGAGCUUGAAAUAAAUUAAUUGAGUUUAUUCAAAUAAUCGAUUUAUUAAUUAGCUACAUAUUUUCUAUCCAGGUCUGCCAAAAAUAGUCUGCCAUUUUUUUUGUCAAAAUUAUUGCAAAAUAUCCACUUUGAUCUCCUCGAACACCGCAAAUAACAAACAAUUACCUGAACUGUAACCAAAAUGGAGGCCGAGGCAAAAUACUUAAUAAAUCAAUAAUGAAGAGAUGAAUCCACGAAGUGUACCUUUUGCUGCGUUCGAAAGUAAUUAUUACCAAUUAAAUUAAUUAUCUUCAUUAUUCUAAACGCACGAGAAGGGGAAAGAUAAAGUAAAACUGGUUAAUGAGUAAUUCAUCCUGCGAGUGAACAACUACCAAAAAUGUCCCAGUGAAUAGAACAAAAUAGGGUAAAUGAACACGUAACGCUUUCGGUGUUUUCAGACAACAUAACAAUGAGAAUAAAAAAUAAAGAGUAACACGUGAUGUUUUAUUGUAUUCAUCAGCGACGAAGAUUAAUUCAUUUGUGAGUGAAUAGAACGAGUUAAAUUGAAAUGUCGUUUGAAGUGAGAGAAUAAAGAAAGACAAAAGAGUUUAAAAAAAAACA
Diachasmimorpha longicaudata is the source of this 8637-nucleotide messenger RNA. RefSeq names its product protein kinase C (gene Pkc98E). Gene Ontology annotation, molecular function: ATP binding; diacylglycerol-dependent serine/threonine kinase activity. Gene Ontology annotation, biological process: protein phosphorylation. Gene Ontology annotation, cellular component: cytoplasm; nucleus. The record is from RefSeq and is a predicted model, not a curated record. Lineage: Eukaryota; Metazoa; Arthropoda; Insecta; Hymenoptera; Braconidae. The transcript is spliced from 10 exons. Bases 590 to 2806 code for a protein of 738 amino acids.